Molecule: messenger RNA, 1412 nt
Organism: Salvia miltiorrhiza (redroot sage)
Lineage: Eukaryota; Viridiplantae; Streptophyta; Magnoliopsida; Lamiales; Lamiaceae
Product: F-box protein At5g03100-like
Exons: 3
Coding region: 46-1320 (424 amino acids)
Molecular function (GO): protein binding
Source: RefSeq, a predicted model, not a curated record
UGCUUGUUUCUCUCGUCACAGCUAGCCUGCAGAAGGCCGGCGGCAAUGGAAGAUUUACCAGCGGAAGUUCUCCAUCGCGUGGCCGCUUUCCUUCCCUUGAAGGAGGCCGUGAGAACAAGCUUUCUCUCAACUUCGUGGAGGGAUCUAUGGCGGCCAUGCACAAUUGAUGAUGUCAACCUAAAUUCAGAUCAACAUUUCAUGCAAGUGAUUGGUAAAUAUCUCAAGCCUCGCGACGUUCAUGAAUUGUUGAGGCUUUCCUAUAAAGAGGUUGAUAUAUUAGCUGCCAGAGGAGUAGAGAGAGAGCUCUAUCUUGAUUUCUCUAAUGAUGAGAGAGAAACACAGGCUUAUGCAUUGAAACUCAAUAGUGAUAUUGCAAUGCGCAAAAGCACUAUGGAUGCUAGCUUCGCCUCUCUCAAGAAUUUAAACCUAAAAUCUGUGAGUUCCACUUUCGUGGAGCUCUCAUCCGUUCUCUUCGCAAACUGCGUGUUGCUGGAGCGCUUGAAGGUUGAGCAAUGUCGAGGGCUUGAAGCCCUCGACGUUGCAGGGAGUGGCUGUCUGGAAGAGGUGGUGGUGGUGGACUGCCCUGAUCUCGCGGAGAUUUCGAUUGCUUCGUCCGGCCUCAAGAGCUUCACAUACAGGGGGCGUCUGCCUGGGAUUAAGAUGAAGGAGUCGUAUGGUCAGCUGGUAGAUGUUACAGUUGAUCUGGUUGAGGGAUUAGGGCAACACGAGUUUGACGUUGAGGAAGUACUAUCAUUGUUUGCAAGUUUGAGGAAUGUGGAAACUCUCAAUAUCACCGGAUGGCUUCUUGAGUGGCUAUGUUCAGCAGGGGUGAUUUUCCAACAACUAGAAGUCCACUUGAGCAGCGUAAAGCAGCUCCGAAUUUCUCAACCAUGCAUCAACAAAACCAAGCUCGACUCAUUAUCUUGCUUCCUAGACAUCUGCCCUUCACUUCAAAACCUCCACAUCCAUAUUGAUCGUGAGACCAAGGACGUGGCUUGCCCUUACUUCUACCACUAUUGGCACGAGCCUUAUUUCGGCUCCGACUCUUCUAUUUUGAUGCCCAACAAUCCUCCAACACUCCAACAACUGAGGAUGGUGGAAGUGAGUGGUUUCCAAAUGGAAGAAUAUGAAUUAUGGUUGCUUCAUCUUUUGCUAAAGAGAGCUUUGCUGCUGAGUUUUGUGGUGGUCCAAUUUGGGGAUGGUGUACGAAGAGAGGUCACAAAAUUUCCCCUCAGCCAUGCAACUAGGAAUAAACACAUGUUAAUGAUGACUCUUGUAUCUCCAAACCAGGAUUAUUAUCUGGGAUUCACUCAAAUUUAGAAGGAAUUAAUUAAUUUGCCAAUCCAAUCAUAUUGUUUAUGUGAGCGAUGUACAAUUCAUCAAAAUGGUAUUCGAUUCUUAUUUGUUUAUAA